This is a messenger RNA of Penicillium argentinense, 6225 nucleotides long. Its product is annotated as protein kinase RIM15. Gene Ontology annotation, molecular function: protein serine/threonine kinase activity; ATP binding. The transcript has 3 exons. Gene Ontology annotation, biological process: peptidyl-serine phosphorylation; phosphorelay signal transduction system. Lineage: Eukaryota; Fungi; Ascomycota; Eurotiomycetes; Eurotiales; Aspergillaceae. The record is from RefSeq and is a predicted model, not a curated record. Gene Ontology annotation, cellular component: nucleus; cytoplasm. Bases 1 to 6225 code for a protein of 2074 amino acids.
AUGGCGGACAAUGGCUCACCAACACCCCAAUUCCUCGCGCCCCCGGCCGUGACGGCCCUACGGCAAGAGGCUCGGAACAUCAAACCGAAAAUGACCCGGAGUAUGAGUGAUGACAUGCGGGAGGAGCGUGAAGAUUUGAAGGAGGCGGCCGAACAGACGUUAAACAUCAUCGUUGAUCUCGAUCUGGACGGUCGCAUUAAGUGGGUGAGCCCAUCAUGGAAGCAGGUGGUCGGCUCCCCUCCGGAGUCGGUUGAAGGCCUCAUGAUCUCGGACAUUCUGCUCGGCAACAAGGAUGUCUUUCGUGAUGCGAUCGACGCGAUGAAAGAGGACGACUCGCGGAGUCGCUUCAUCCGCUUCUCCGUCGAGAUGGGACCAGACUCGGUCCUAAAAUACGCCCCCGAGUCGCGCCCGGCCGAGACAAAUGAUGGAGUAGAGAAGGAAAAGCGAUCGGAUAACCCCGAAGAGCCUUCGCAGGGCGAAGGCGUCCACAAUGUGCUGACUAUGGAGGGACAAGGAAUUAUGGUAUAUGAGCGGACGGACGACCAAGCUGGACAUACUAUGUGGAUGCUCCGACCGUUCACCGAGCCCCGCGAAGUAACAAUCGACCUGCCUCCUCUCCUGGUGGAAUCACUCGGCGUUGGAGCAGAAGUCCUGGCCAACUACUUGACAACGCUGGCUGAGGCUGCGGCAAACGAACCCGAUCCGUUGAAGCAUCCAGCCCCGACUCCAGUCCUAUGUCGAAUCUGCGAACGCCAGAUCACACCAUGGUGGUUUGAGAAACAUUCGGACUUGUGUCUGCAGGAGCACCGGGCAGAGAUGGACGUUCAGAUCGCACAGGAGAAUCUCAAUGAACAUCGCCAUGCAAUCGUGAAAGUCCUCGAUGCGCUAGAGACUCGGCAAGGACGACCACUCAUCGGGAACGAUGGUAGUAUCAUGCCUAGCGCACAACCGGAGUAUAAAGGAUUGCCGAUUGGGCCUUCCCCAGUGAGCUCAACGCCAUCCUCCGCGUCUGUGUCGAAUAUCAAUUCGGCACCAGGGACUCCGCCUCGGUCGAGAGAUCACUCUGCAUCCGGUACCACCCCCUGUCGACCUCGGUCGUUUACAGUCCGGCGGCCGCUUGCUCGUAUUGUGGAAUUGGUCCUGGACCUGUGCGAUACGGCGCUGGAAAUCAGUAUGCCUGUGAUCAAGGAAUCAGCCCGACCCGAGAGCAAUGACGAAUUGCGAACGCUUUCUCCGCAAUCCGAAUCCAGAAUCUCCCAGGUCACCCAGUGGCAAUCGCCGAGCUCGAACACACUAGAGCAGGAACAGGGCCUGGCAGCCCUCUCGAGCGAUACAGAAACUGUGGCCAAGGCCAAGGUCGAUGCCGUCGUUCGUCACCGCAAGAUUGUUGAAUAUGCGGAGCGAAUUCGUAUCGAGUAUACAGUCCUUGUAGAGGAAUGUAUCGCUGCUGCUCUCAGCAAGGCUGAGCGUAUAGCUGCUGGGCAGCUUAGUGAUUCAUCAUUCUCUUCAGAUGAAGAGGCGAUCCGGGCUUCCGGUGUGGAUGAUAGCAUUGUUGACUACUCUUCAGCCAGAGAAGACGCUUUCUCACAACACCCAAGUCAAGAGUCACUGCCGUCGCUGGCGAGUGCGCAGAGCCAACUCCCAUCACAAGCUCCUUUGCAAGGUCCAGCGAAACCAGAAACACAAACGCAGAUACCAGCUCCGCAGCCACAACAGCAGCCACAGCUUGCGGCGCCGACAGCACGCAAGCCAACAUCCGCACUGACAAUGUCGAUGCGGAACUCACCCGAUCGUGCGUUGUUUGGCCAAGGAGAGACAAGAUCAACUUCUUCAACUGCGGUGUCAACUGGGUCGAAUAGUCCGAUGGAGUGUCCGACGCCUCGAUCUCACAGAAGUGCCGUAGGCCUCCUGGGCACCUCCCAACCCCGGCGUGGCUUGGCAUUAUCUGAAAUCGAUGCUGGAGAUAGUAGCGAUAGCAGUAUGCCGUCCACGUCCGCAUUUACUGGAGCCAUGCGGACCGACUCACCGUCCUCCGAGCGCAGUUUCGAUCGAAAACGCAGAAGCUUAGUUCUUCCAGGACUAUCUAGCUCUCCUCGCCGCCAACCUUCUCCCGCACGGGUUUCCGGCCCGCACUCUCCCCUCCGGAUGCCUAAGCCUCGAUACUCCAAUGGCGCGGACAGCCUCCCGUCGCCAAUCGUUUCCCCGUCGACGUACGCAGGCGAGCUCGCGCACAACUAUCGGCAUCAUCGUCGUCAGUCAUCCGCUACCUCCUCCGACGUGGCAAAGCCUCCGCCAUCGCCUCGCCUCCCCUCAGUCAGUCAACAGCCACGUCCGGCUCCACCGUCCAUCAAAGAUUUCGAAAUUAUCAAGCCGAUCAGCAAGGGCGCGUUUGGAAGUGUGUAUUUGUCGAAGAAGAAAUCCACUGGCGAAUAUUACGCGAUCAAGGUCUUGAAAAAGGCAGACAUGAUUGCCAAGAAUCAGGUCACCAAUGUAAAAGCCGAGCGAGCCAUCAUGAUGUGGCAGGGUGAGAGUGAUUUUGUUGCUAAGCUGUACUGGACGUUUUCGAGCAAAGAAUAUCUCUAUCUGGUCAUGGAGUACUUGAAUGGGGGUGAUUGCGCCUCACUCGUGAAAGUCCUUGGUGGUCUCCCUGAGGACUGGGCCAAGAAGUACAUUGCCGAAGUUGUGCUUGGUGUUCAGCACCUCCAUAACCGCGGGAUUGUUCAUCGUGAUCUCAAGCCAGACAAUCUGUUGAUUGACCAGACAGGCCAUCUGAAAUUGACUGACUUUGGUCUGUCGCGAAUGGGUUUGGUUGGCCGCCAAAAGCGAGUUCUCAAGAGCCCCAAUGAAUCGGCGCCCGAUCUCCUCAAGCAAGGACCGUUUCCUCGUGCCAUCUCAAUCGCGUCUUCUCGCUCUGCAUCCUUCGAUUUCCAAGCAGGCUCGCCAGGAUCUACGCCACUGAUCACCCCGGAGCCAGGCACGAGUGUGGGCCAACCGUCCUACUUCAACCUAAACCAAAGUGGACUGACCCAAAAUGCGCUGAAUCAAAGUGGGAUGAGUCGACAAAACUCCCGCCGUGCAUCGGGCUAUCGCAGUGACAGUGCGGGCAGUGACAGUCUGAAUGGCAUGUUUAGGACGUUCUCUCUGAAUGACCAUGAGCCCUCGGCACCAUCUCCGAGCAUGCUGUCAACCAGCCUAGCCGAAGAAGAAGCAUCCAGUGAGGCAGGAGAGUCGCCGCUUCUAUACCCGCUGCAACCGACUUUCAGCAUGGCACAUAACACCCCGCCACAACAGGGCAUGUUGCCUCCUGUCAUGGCUCUUUUCGACCCCGAGGACCAUGAUCGAAGAUUUGUUGGAACUCCUGAUUACUUGGCUCCCGAAACUAUCAAUGGUGUUGGUCAAGAUGAGAUCAGCGAUUGGUGGUCCCUGGGGUGUAUCAUGUUCGAGUUCAUUUUCGGAUACCCUCCCUUCAAUGCUGCCACGCCAGACAAGGUCUUUGAUAAUAUCUUGCGUCGGCGGAUCAACUGGCCCGAUGAUCCUGAAGAGUACACCACGCCAGAGUCUCUGGAUUUAAUGAAUAAACUUAUGACCUUGGAUCCACGUGAGCGCAUUGGAGCAAAUGUUGAGGAGAAGUAUCCAAACGGCGGAACAGAAAUUCGUGCCCACCCGUGGUUUUCCGAUAUUAACUGGGAUACGUUGUUAGAAGACAAAGCCCAGUUUGUGCCAAACAUCGAGAACCCCGAGGAUACCGAGUACUUUGACGCCCGGGGCGCAACUUUGCAAGCCUUUGCCGAGGAAAUGGAGGACGAGUCUUCACCACAGAUCCCAGCAACUACGGGAGUGUAUCCUGACCGGCCUCACGACGCCUUGUUCAAGGUUCGGUCACAGGUUAACUCGAUGAAGCGCCCGUUGAUGCCUCUGCAUAUCCCACCUCAUGUUCGGGAUGCCAGGGAUUCCCGCAGCCGCAGAUUGAGCGAGCCGGCACCGGCAGAUGAUUUCGGUAGUUUCAAUUUCAAGAAUCUGCCCAUGCUAGAAAAGGCGAACAAAGAUGUCAUUCAGAAAAUGCGGCAAGAAGCCAUGCAGGCGCAGCACCGUCAAUCCAGCUCUUCUUCAACCGUGCAACCACCGAUGUCGAACUCACAGCCAUCCUUGGAAGGAAGCCCGCUUCCGAUGUCCUUGCAGCGAACCCUGUCUCAGAACAAGGGCAACAAUCGGCCAUCUUCCCCUUCUAGUCUGAGCCAGGCCAAUUCCUCGCCAAGCCGGCCGUCCCAGCCAUCUUCGCCACUUCUGGUUCAAUUCAGUACAGGCCAAGGGCAUAACCACGAGCGUCGCAAGACGUCUGGUUCUUCCUCAAACGCGUCGCACCAAUCCAGUGGCACGUUCCCAUCGUCAUCUGUAGACCAGAGUCGUAUGCCCAACGUUCGAAUGGGCUCUGUUGCGUCUUCUCCCGUCAAGGCCAAUCGAAUGCCCGCCCACUCACCAGACAAGCACCCUUCGAGCCAGCGACAGGGGAGCGCGCCAGGUGGCCGAGCCCGAUCACAGACAAUCGGAUCCCAAGAUGGUGGUGAACUGUCCACCUCUCUCAGCCGGGAAUCGGUCGUCCCUUCCCACCACAAGCGACGCAGUCAAUUAUUCGAUAUUUCUCCGUCGUCGUCGGACAACGAGGAUCCACGGACCAAGGCUUUACUCAAGGUUCAACGACGGCGGCAAAGCUCCCGCCGCCUAUCGCAAUUCAAUCUCCAGGAGGGUCCAUUCUUCCGACCUCUGGAUAUCCUGAUCUGUGAGGAUCACCCUGUUUCGCGGCUAGUGAUGGAGCGGUUGUUCGAGAAGCUCCGCUGCCGGACUAUCACGGUAACGAAUGGUGCGGAAGCCAUGCGUUACGCGCUCAGCGAAGUUCAGUUCGACCUUAUCAUGACGGAGUUCAAGUUGCCUCAAGUCAAUGGUGCCGAUUUUGCGCGCAUGGUGCGGGAGACUCGCAGUGCGAACAGACAUACGCCAAUCAUCGCUGUUACAGGCUACUUGAAAGACCUACCCGAGACCCACUACUUUGAUGCACUGAUCCAAAAGCCGCCUACACUGUCCAAGCUUACUGAGACACUUUGCCGUUGGUGUAUGUGGAAGCCACCGCCCAAGGACUAUAACCCUUCGUCACAACCACUCUCGCUCGACAUCAUCUGGAUUCGUGCCUCACCCCCGAGCUUGUACCGGGGGUCUAGUCGCGAUGAUUCCGUGAGCAGCAGUGUCUUUGGCGAUAUGGAAUCCAUUAAGCCAGAGGAAGUCCCUGUUAUUAUCAGUCGAAACCACGAUGACUGGGAACAAGGGACCGGUGGUGGUGGCGGCGGCGGUCUCGGUAUUUCCGAGAAUGCUCAUCCUGGCAGUCCCGAUCCCGAGGCCGUGCCGGUCCCUCAGCUGCUUAAUGCCGCCAGUACCCCGGCAGCCAUCGAUGGGAGUGGUGCUCUCACGCCACGAAAGCAGCGAUCCAGUGAAGCCAUUCGCGCCAAACGAGAGUCUCUAGAACGCAAGAAAUACGAAGGGGCCGAGUCCGGAGACGACGAAGAUGAAGAGUUGGGUAACACCCAAUCCCGACGCAGCCCGCCAGCUCGGAAUCGUCGUCCUGGAUCCAAACUAGGCAUUGAGAUGAUGCGCACCAACAGCCGAGGUAGCGUUGUCAGCGGCAGUGAAGAGCUGCUCAAGAAGGAGAGAGAGGCCCUGCGAAGACAAAGCGGAGAGUUUGCUACUACUAGCGACGACGGGUCCCUCGGGUCGCCGGCCAGUACGAGCCUUGAGGAGCGCUUUGAAGGCAUGAGCAUCCCCGAGGAGUCCGAGGCCGAAGAGCAUCUCAGCCCUCGUGGUUCUCCUCCUCCCCUUAGGACUUCGUCCGCAUCCCCCGGUCCUCAGCCCAGCCGCCCCUUCCUGUCGCAUCACGACACCUCGGUCUACUCGGGUCCUACAUCCCAUCCUUCUAUCUCCCAGGCCAGCUCCGAGAGCUUUUAUCAAGGCCAAACGACUCCUCCAUGGCAUGGCACUGGACUCCCCAUAACUCCCGAGGUGAAGGUCUCGAGUAGUCUCUUGUCUGCAGAAUACAGCACCGUGGUCGAUACCGACAACUGCCCCAGUCCUGAUGCGGAAGCUACACCUCGGCCCCUUCAUCCCUCGCCGAGCCUGGACACCGACAACACCCCUCGACCGGGUGAACGACACCGCAGCGAUCUGCCCUCCAAAAGAUAG